Chilo suppressalis (striped riceborer) is the source of this 2514-nucleotide messenger RNA. The record is from the annotation of a GenBank genome assembly. NCBI's taxonomy places the organism in Eukaryota, Metazoa, Arthropoda, Insecta, Lepidoptera, Crambidae.
CUGAGUGCACUCUGGCCGCACCCUACGGGUGGUGUAAUAUGAGUUAGGGAGAAAGGGACCCGAUCUAGGGCGACCGACGCGGUGUAAUAAUUGCUUAUCCUUGCUAGGGACCACGCGCACCCUUUCGAUAGGGCCCUUAUGCCAGAGACAUAUUAACGUGUCGUGUCGUUGCGUGCCAGAAGCACAUCAGUUUCAUGUGUUUACUAUGUUGAGACAUAUUUACCUGUCGUGUCGACUCUUUAACCUCUCUCUCUCUCUAACCCAUAAUCAAUGUAUGAACCCUAUUCGUCACGGCACGCCACGACACGUUACUAUGUUUCUGCCUUUAAAAUUGGGUAGUGUAAUAGAUGUUUGUCCUUACAGUCCUUAUCUGUCACUUUUUCGAUUUGUAAAUAUUUUUAUUUAGAGGGUUAUGAACAAUAUAAAUAAAGCGACGAUUUUAUUUUUUUCUUGAUGGCUCCUUUAAUACAAAUACUAAUUCCAAUUUUACCCGAACCUUAUGAACUAUUUUACUUUAAAGGUCUUGUUACAUAUUCAGCAAGAGAAAUUAUAAUAUAUCUUACAGCAUUUUCCCCAAUAAAGUUUAUAAUCCCGAGGAAGUAUUGUGAAAAUGAUAUUAUAUACGGGUACUUUGAUAAAAUUCCUGAGAAAUCUAAUAAAAGGGCGUCCAGAAAACAUGAUAAUUUAGUCAUCUUUAAUCACAAUACUAGACCUGAUAUAAAGGAAUUGAUUUUAUAUGGCAAGGAAGUUAAUUCUACGGAUUGUAGAGUGAUACUUUAUGAUUAUGAAAAAAUUGUGAAUUCCGAGGUUAAAUGGGAAUUUGACGAUGUUUUCUUAAAAUUACAAAAUCUACUUAAAAAUGAAUUAAAUCAGAUAAAUUAUAAGUCCACUGAACCACUGCUGCUUUGCCCAUCAUGGCUAUCAUCAUCAAUGGUUGCUCUACAUAUUAUUAAAUAUGUUAACAUCAUCCAUUGGGCAGUAAUAACAAUUAAGAGAAGUAAAAAAAUUUCGAUAAAGCAUGGAAAUUUAUUAUUAUCAAUUAUUAUGGACAUUUUAUUAGGAUAUCUGGCAUUAAGAUGUCUAACAUAUGAUAAAAGAGAACUGAGUGCAAUUUUAAUGGGUAUGUUAGAGAAACUCAUAAAUAUGCUCUAUUUCCUAUUAAAGUGGUUAAUGGGUGCACCCGCUGGACUAAAAUUAAACAAUGCAUUCAAUAAAAUGCUUGGAAAAUAUUUCUCCUAUCAUGUUCAACUAUGGUGGUUGUUUUUAGAUGUAUCUGGUGACAAAUUGGAAACAAUUUUACAUUUAUACCAUUACUUAGGAUAUUUAGGUUUCACUUUUCAAGCGGCACUAAUAUCAGAUAUGAUUUGUGUAGUAACAUUCCACUCAUACUGCAUUUACGUUUAUGCUGCCAGGAUGUUUAAUAUACAAAUAUCAGGACUGAUUGCUUUAAUGCGGUUUUUUGUUGGGAGAAAAUACAAUCCUCUCAGAGGCACCAUAGAUUCAUGUGAAUAUUCAAACCAAGAAUUGUUUGUUGGCACAGUGGCUUUUACAAUACUGUUGCUUUUGUUACCCACUACAGCAAUGUAUUACAUUGUUUUCACAUUGUUUCGAGUGCUGUCCCUAUUGGUGCAGUAUGCAUUAGCAAAGUUAAUUUACUUUCUUCACACUCUACCACUAUAUGUAGUGACUUUGUGGCUACUCCGUUCUCCAAAGGUAGCAGGAAAUGUCCUUUUGGAAGUGAGUGAAUAUAAGGUAGAGUCCAAAUCAGCAAUAAGAUUGAAACUUUUUAAUAAAUCACUAUUAUUUUUAGUAAAUAAUUGUCGCCCACCAGUUGAUAAGCCAAGAGAACUAGAGUGGGGCAGUGUACUGUCCAAUGUAUUUGUAGGAAAACAAAUAGUGUAAAUAUACAAUAUAAAGGAAAACAAUUUUUUUACUUCAUUAAAAUUCUUCCCAUUUUAUUACUCACAAAUAAAAAAAAUAUUUGGUCACCACACUUGUGAAUGUAUAAAUGCUUAAUUAACUACUAGUUAAACCAAUUUCAGCAACUGGGCAAAGAAAAUUUAUUAAUACAUAUUAUAAUUAUUUUAAUCCAUUAAAAGAUAAUUAUACUUAAGUUGUCACUAAGAAAUAAAAUGAUCACAAGAAAUUUCGUAGGAUUUUAGAGGUGGAGUCUACUUUGCAACGCAGAGCUAUUAAUGUUUUAUUAUUAUUAUGCAUAUCAGCGGAUGGCAUAAACUUCAUUUCGCAGAAAAUCAUUAGGCAAUUACUCAUUUAGCAGACGUUCAACAUAAUUUUGAUGGCCAGAAUCAUCUUUAGGCAUAAAUUUAAUAUAUCCACAAUAAUUAAAAAGCAGAACCAUCACAUCCAUAGAGGUAUAAGAAUAGAGUGGGGAAGGUGGCUCUAAAAGUGUCCGUCUAGAAGAAAGAGAAAGAAGAUGAGAGACUGCUAGCUAUCUCUCUCUCUUGUGACGCAUGGCAUCCAAUGGCAUCACAUCGAAAUAUGUAGUAAGAUGCU